UUAAAACUAUGUAAUCGAUUGCUGCCAUUCACGUAUACAAGUUAUUAACAUUUGCGCUCGAGUAGAUUCGGAGAGUGUUUAAGAUAUUUUUCUGGAUAUCUGCUGUAUGUACCUCAUGUUUUAAGUCUUGGCACAUAACAAUUGAUGAACAGAAAGGAGGGAAUGCAGAUCUGACCAUAAACCUGUUCAUUUCACGAACACAACUAUGGCAGAAAACCCAGCUUUCCAACGGCGACCCAGCCCCGUUGACAUUGUCAUACAAGACAUGAAUGAUGAGGAAAGAAAAUACACGAAGCAGACCAAAAAACUCCGACGGCUAUUAAAGUGUUAUUUCUAUGCCGCCGUUAAGUACAAGAACAAAACGUGCUUCAUUCACGUCGGCUAUCUCGCAAUAUUCCUCAUACAAGUGGUCAAGGUCGCCCUCAUCACCACGCAGAUGUUUAGUUUCGGCCAUGACAGAGGCAACUUCAGCUCCACGGUGAACAGAGGUCACCUUGCCUUGAGGCACCUACUUCUGAAAGGCUGGGACGCAAGUUGGGAGACGUUACCAUACCCUCCGGCGCAAGGGGAUUUUGCCCUCUAUAGUAUAGAGGACCUGACGGAGGCCGUGGACUUUGCCGUGGAAAGGUAUUUUAACGCGGAGAAGGAUGCAAUCGGGUUCUAUGUCCGACUGCCGAUGGACGACAUGGUGGCUCAGAUUAAGUACUUCGAUUUCCCGGGGUUCUCAGACGACAAGGUCAAGUCGGGCAUCGUCAUUCACACGGAAACAUUUCCAAUAAAGCACGGCUUAAGUGAAACCAUUGACCCCACGACCAAGGAAGUCUCGUAUGGUUAUAGCAUCUCGCGAGAGUUCGAGUUCCUGAAACUCACUCAACCAAUUAAGAAGAUGCUGUUGACGACCUUGACGUUUCAACUACACUCCGUCCGAGUCCAUGAGAAAGACGCAAAAGCACGCUGUUUGCGGAUUAAAGGCGUUAUAUCUUUCCAAGACUUGGACAACAACGGCCAGGUGAACGUUGAUUUGGAGACGCUGACGUCCCGCAUCAAAUGUGCCGACAUGAACUUCGCGUCUUUAGCCGACCUAGCCUUGGACAAUACUUCUGACGCGGUGGCCGUUGCCGUAAUUGCUUUCUCAGUGAUAUCAGUGUUGCUGACACUAGCGAUCAUGAUUUGCGGGAUUGUUCUUUUUCUUCGCACCAAAGGGUAUAUGAAGGUAUAUUACCAGAAGUUCUACAAUCCACUAGCGAAUGGUGAAAGCGACCUCCCGUGGCGGGAAUAUACAAAGUUCUUCAAGCCUUGGGAUCUUCUUGUGAUCAUUGGCGAUGGUCUAACCUUGUUCGGAACAGUGUGGAUCAGGUUUAUUGGAGAGUCGAGCAAUUGGGUGUUGGCGACCCUGGACUCGUACACAGUGUUGCUGGGCAUAGGCUGUCUCUUCGCCUGGUUCUCACUCCUCCGCUUCUUCAAGUUCCACAAAAGGUUCUACUUGCUGUUCAGCACGCUGUACCGGGGAAUCAGGAACGUGAUGGCCUAUCUGUUGUGUAUCACUGUCCUCUUUAUGGGCUUCUGGGUCUGCGGCUUCGUCGUCUUGGGACCUUACCAUGUGAAGUUCCAAACUCCAGAAGCAGCCAUGGAAACUUUAUUUGCCAUUGUCAAUGGCGAUGAAAUAUUCGCUACCAUGGCCAUUCUAGAGUCGAAGAAGUCUGGGGAUAUUAUCAUUUUAUGGUUUUCGAGGAUCUAUAUUGGUCUGUACGUGACCAUAUUCACAGUCGUUGUCAUCAACCUACUGAUUGCAAUAUUCAUGAGUGCCUACGAGGAAAUAACAAAAUACUACAAAACUGCCCCAGAAGAACGGGAUCUCGGGCCAAUGGAACAAGCUUUGAGAAAGUUCCUACGAACGAACACAGAACGAAACAGCCUACGCUCAUCAAUAUAUGAAAUCUUGGACGAUGAACGCAGUUAUAGCACGGCAGAGAUGCCCCUGAAAAGUGAGUUGUCCAAACUGGUGAGAAUAUCGGAAUCGAAGAACGAUGUGGUGUUAUUUAGACCCACGACUCUAAAGGCGUUCAUGGAGGACGAAGAAGAUUCCAAGGACUGUGGCUGCUGUAAGUGUGUGCUUGUCCUGCUCGGCGGUACGAAAGUCAAUUAAUGAAUUUAAGAAUUGAAAACGUUGGCGAUUUCCCCCUAAUAGAUUGUUCAGAUAGAUAAUUACUUCCUUGUUAUUAUUCCAAUUCACCACACAAGAGCUCUUUCAGUGCUGAUGAUGAUAUUUAUCUUGAAGAAGAUGUGAACAAAAUUGUCCUUUUAUGAAAACAUUUUGACAUUGUUGUAGUGUUUGUCUCUGAAUCAGCUGAUUUGGGUUUCAAUGUUUUCAAUACAGUCAUAAUUAUAAGAUAACUGACAAUAGAACAGAUGGAAAACUGCUGAUAACAUCAUUUUUUAAAGCGUUAGUAACGUUUUUAGUCAUUAAACAUCAAUCUUAAUAUGAAAUAAACUGCAAUCUGUUCUUUUGUCAGCAGUCUUGUAUCAUCCGCUUUAAGACAAAAAUCCUCUCAUUCCAAGACAAACAAUAAAAAAAAGUUGUCAAAAUGGUCAAUCUGUGAGAGUGCAGCUUUUCACAUUCAUACAAGUGCUGAUAUUACUUACAAUGUGACUGAUUUUUUUGUUUUGUAUAGACAGUUAAUACUGUAUUGCACCGUAUGUAUAAUAAUGAUAAUGGUAAAUAACCAGGUUCGUGAACAAAGGGCAUCAUUGAUCCGAUUUUAAAGAAAGUGAGAUCUUGCCGGUUGGUAUCGCGCUUUGAUUAGAAUGUCUUUUAUUGCGUUAGAGAAUAAACGUUUGGUGUGAAAAUAUAAUUGUUUUAAAUGAUGCACAAUAUGGAUUUAAAGAUACAUUAGCACUACUGAUUGUGUGUUGUUGUUUUUUAUCUUAAGUAGUAUUUUUCAGAAGGUUUAAAAAAUCAAAACUGUAUGACGCCUUUAUUGAGUAUUCGUAAGCCGUGUAUACAGUUACUCACGAGACUGGAUGGAUAACACUAGAACACUCUGGUGUGACCUGUACACUCUUGUGUGACCUGUACACUCUUGUGUGACAUGUACACUCUGGUGUGACCUGUUCAAUGUAAAAAAUGAUCAAAUCUAAACUCAUAUGAAUUUAGAUUUUGGUACACAAUUGUAGAAAUAUGAAUAGUUUUGACUUGUUAAAUGUUUCACUUGGUGUUAAACAAGGAUAUUGUUAUCUUAUUUCUCAAUGAUAUAAGCGACGGUAUUAAAGUUGAGCACAUAACUAUUUAGAUCUCGAAGUAUUGCCUGUAUAUAUGCUGUUGUUAGCUGAUAAUAUUGCUUUCUUCCCUUUAGAUCCGAAUAGUUUACAAGAACUGUAGCAAUAUUCUUGUAGAUUGAGUUGGAAAAUGUUAAAAACCAAAGUAUGUGUAUAUGAGACACCCACAACUAGACACAGAAUAUAAGAACAGAACAGAACAGAACAGAAUUUAUUAGAUUUAAACCAUUACGGUUUCUCAUCAUAAAGAUAUACAAAAUAGAUAAAUGCAAAUGUUAAACAAUAAGCAAUAUAAGAGUAUAAGUUGCUCCAUAUUAAAAAAGUGACAAUUAAAUAUUAAGCAGUGCAUGAGCUCAUAAAGAUUAAAACAAGAGAACAAAUGAUAAUAUUUCAUGACAUCAUGGAUAUAUUAAUGCAAAGAAAAAAGAUCAUACAGUGUUGUUCAAUAUGUUAUUUCUAAUUCGAUAUGCAUCUCUUAUAUAGGUGGUAAGGUUAAUAAGUUCGUUUCUUCUUUUAGAAUUAAGCAGUGAAAGCAUUUUGAAAACACUUGGAUUUCUCCAAUAAAAAGUUUUAAUGUGUUUUUGUCUAAGAUCUCCAUAAGGUGCACAAUUAAACAAAAAAUGAUGUGAUGUAAUUAUUGAUGUUGUUGACUCAUUUACAUAUUCACAUAUGGAGGAAAUAAAAGAUCUAUCUAGCCUACAAUCUAUGUAGUGCCUACUUUCUGUGUUAAGUAAAAUCACAUUCAAUGUUAAAUCUUAAAGAUGUUUAACUCAUUGAUUGCUUCGAUUUCACUGUGUGGAUCUGAACUAUGGGAAAUAUACAAUUUCAAAGAAGUUGAAAGAAUACACCUUUUUGUGUAAGCACCUUCUUGAUGUAUAACCACACAAUUCUUGUGCAGCAGUCCGUGGUGAACUGGGUAGAUAUAUUUUGUCUGUUGAAUGUAAAGAUUGUGUGCUGAGGUAUUUGGUUUACAUGUGAAAAGUACUAAUACUCAUAUUAAUUUUAUUUAUGUAGAACCGUUAUAAGUUGUACGUGUGAAUAAAAAUAAUGCUUAUGUCGCCAUAACAAUGUCCGAUAACAUAGUAAAGUAUUGUAAACUGGAGUGCGUUCAAUGCUGAUUGUAUUUAUUUGUCUUUAAACAACGUCUGUACGGUCAAUAUACAAGAAUGAAAUGCAACUGUAGCUAGCCAGCAAAAUUCAAAAUAUAACAAACUGACUUUUGUAACUAAACUUGCAAAAAAAUAUUUUUGUGUUGUUAACAAUGUUGCUUGGAACAAAGUGUUAAGAUUACCUUUAAGUAUCAGACUGAAUACAGAAAUAUGUCAUGAUAUUGAACGAACUGCAAAUGUUGUAAUGUGAAGGAAAUUAUAUUAGAAUGUCGCCAUGUUAUGUUGUCCACUUAUUCGAGGUUUAAGACAAACAGAUUCUAUACAUGUAUACGUUUCAUCCAUUAUAACGUUUGUUAAUAUGAUGACACACCCGUUGUGUAAAACUACUAGAAAUGUUUCCAUGUUUAUACACUAUGCUAUGUUAAUAAGACAGAAAAAGCUUAAUACUGUACCUGCUUCACAAUCCACUUUUAUACUAAUUUAAGUGUCCUUUUAUACCAUAUACGUACUAAAAAUAAAAUAAUAUACUAACUAAUAUAAGUGUUGUAGUCAUUUGA
This is a messenger RNA of Mya arenaria, 4942 nucleotides long. RefSeq names its product mucolipin-3-like. Lineage: Eukaryota; Metazoa; Mollusca; Bivalvia; Myida; Myidae. Gene Ontology annotation, cellular component: plasma membrane; lysosomal membrane. The transcript has 15 exons. The record is from RefSeq and is a predicted model, not a curated record. Gene Ontology annotation, molecular function: NAADP-sensitive calcium-release channel activity. The coding region runs from base 206 to 2146 and encodes 646 amino acids.